Arabidopsis arenosa is the source of this 962-nucleotide messenger RNA. Lineage: Eukaryota; Viridiplantae; Streptophyta; Magnoliopsida; Brassicales; Brassicaceae. The record is from the annotation of a GenBank genome assembly.
AUUUUUUCAUGAUGAGUCACUCAUCAUCUUCCUCCGAUCCAGAAAUCAAAAGUUCUCUUUUUCAUUUUCUCUGCUGUUACCGGACGAUGAAGAUUCUCGUCGCCGUCAAACGUGUCGUCGACUACGCCGUCAAGAUCCGUGUCAAACCCGAUAAGACUGGUGUAGAAACCCAAAAUGUGAAGAUGUCGAUGAAUCCAUUUUGUGAGAUCGCACUUGAGGAAGCACUUCGAAUCAAAGAAGCUGGUUUUGCUAAAGAGGUUAUUGCAGUGAGUAUUGGACCUUCACAAUGUGUGGAUACACUUCGUACUGGUUUAGCUAUGGGUGCUGAUCGAGGAAUUCAUGUUGAGACCAAUUCUAGUUUUCUUCCUUUGACGAUUGCUAAGAUCUUGAAGAGUUUAGCUGAUGUUGAGAAUCCUGGAUUGAUUUUCUUAGGGAAACAGGCGAUAGAUGAUGAUUGCAAUCAAACAGGACAAAUGGUUGCAGCUUUGCUUGGUUGGCCACAAGCAACAUUUGCAUCGAAGGUUGUGUUGGAUAAAGAUAAGAAUGUUGCAACGGUGGAUAGAGAAGUAGAUGGAGGUCUUGAGACUCUUAAUGUAGACUUACCCGCUGUGAUAACAACUGAUUUGAGGCUGAACCAACCAAGAUAUGCAUCACUCCCUAACAUAAUGAAGGCUAAAUCGAAGCCGAUAAAGAAAAUGACGGUGCAAGAUCUGAAAGUAGACAUUAAAUCCGACAUAGAGAUCUUGGAAGUCACAGAGCCUCCAAAGAGGAAAUCUGGCGUUAUGGUUUCUUCAGUGGAUGAGUUGAUAGAUAAGCUUAAAAAUGAAGCUCAUGUAGUUUGAAGGAAGAAACCUUUUAUGUCUUUUUUUCCAAUCUGCUACACACUUGAUCCUCUUUCUUCUUACCUACAUUACUGUUUCAGGCAUGAAGUGGAAGUAAAUAAAUAAAUCAAGUGUGGAUCU